CCUGUGCUCGCUUCUUCCUUCUUCAAUUCAUCACUCCCAUCACUGUUUCUUCCGCUCUCAUCGCUAACAGCUCAUGGAAUUAAAGAUCUCAACGAUUCAAAAGGGAAAUCACCAUAAUCAUCACCACUGCCUAUCAUUUUCGAUCUUGAAUUCUAGGUGACGAUCCGUCAUCUGUCCAGCCAGUCGUUCCCGGUUGUGGGCAUGUGGCCAGCCGACUUCGUUGAGUCUUCUUCUUGACGCCAUCUUUCUGAAUCGCGGUGUGAUGACGGCGGGAUUGAGAAGGAAAAGGUAUGUGAAUUGGUUGGGGUGAUUCGAUGCUAUUGUGGCUAGGGCAGGGGUUUUGGGUUUUCUCCCCAUUUAGUGAAUGGGGACGGGUGGUGGGGAAUAUACACUGAGGGCCGAGCGCCCUCCCGGCCCAUUUCCUUUUUUUUUAAUAAUAAUAAUAAUAAUAAUAAUAAUAAUUAUUAUUAUUAUUCCUAAUCCGCGGUUUCAAUGCUUAGUACGUAACCGUUAAUCCAACCAUUCACGUAUUAUGGUCGACCCUGAACCCAAAGAUCGGGGUGUAACACUUAAUUACUUUUCAUUGUCCUUUGUGAUGUUAUGUUAGUAACUUGUAUUACUUUUCAUUGCAGAUGGCAUUCCAAAGGUUCACGCUUGGGUUGCUGUGGAAUGGUUAAACGGAAGAGACCGAAAAGGGUGUAAGUUACGUCGGUGGCAAUUUUUAUAAAAUGAAGGUCCGUACGAGACCGAUGCUUGAAGAGCUCCAUCAAAUGUGCACUCAGAUUACUUGCAUGGAUGGCACUAGAAGAGUUGAUCAAAUGGUGUAUCGAUAUCCAAACAGACAUGACGGGUCACUGUGGAAUGAGGAAUUCCUCCUUACCACUCAGGAGGACGUUGAUGCCAUGGUCCAAUUUUUGAACACCAAUAAAUUUAAGCAAGCGGAGAUGUUCGUUUACACUGAUGUCGUCGAAGCCAGUGUAGGUCAUUUUGGAGAUGGCCAAACAUCUGGUAUCCACGGUGGGAGUGUAUUAUACGAAGAUCAUCCCCACCUGGAUUUCCAAGACUCGAGCUAGAAGCAGGAGUAUCAUCAUGGAAGUGGAGGAAGUCAUCAAUCCUUCCCUUCAUAUGAAGAAGAAGCUCAACAGGCGGAUCACAACCAACAAGCAGGCUACCAGUACCCACCCGAGGUACAACUUCUAUCAAAGCGGUGUUAGUUACCACAACUACCAUUACGGAGCUUGUGAAGGUGAAGGUGCCUUUCAUGAUGAUAAUCAGAUGGAAGAAGAGGUCAAUCCAAGUCCAGUUAGUGACCCUGAGGUUGAAGAAGAGGAAGGCGAAGUUAGUGCAGACAGCUUCGAUCCGCUGGAAGGUGCUGAUGAUUCCGGUCCAAAUUCAGACGCAGAUGGUGAUGAGGUACCUCACGACCGUGUGCCUAUUCCAUACUACAAUCACAUUCAAAUUGAAGAUUGGUAUGUUGAUGCAGACAUGGACCCACCAGAUGUGCCAGUAUGGGGUCCACUAACUGGCUUUACGAAGGGCCAACAAUUUGCAACGAAGAAUGAGGUCCGACACGCUAUUUCCACUAAAGCAAUGACUCGGAGUUUUGAAUGGCAAACAACCCAUUCCGACACAAAGAGGUUGAUGGUUCGAUGCAAAAAUGAAAAUGAGGGAUGCAAAGCUAGGGUCCGGGCCAUCAAGAGCAAGAGAGUCGACCAUUGGGUCAUAUCCCGUGCGGUGAACACACACACAUGUGUGUCAUCAAUAACAUCCCAAGGUCAUCGACAGUUGAAAUCAAGGGUGGUUGCCGCGGCUAUCAAACAUCUAAUUGAGGAGUAGCCCGACCUGAAGGUGAAAACCAUCAUCGCCCACGUUUCUAGUCGUUAUGGUUAUAUCUAAUAAACAUUAAUUUUAACAUAACUAAAUAAUAUUAUAAGAUGCAAUAUUAAUUAAAUCAAGGUUGUUUUAUAGAAAUAUACAUUGUCUAAUAAACAUUAAUUUUAACA
Linum trigynum is the source of this 2003-nucleotide messenger RNA. NCBI's taxonomy places the organism in Eukaryota, Viridiplantae, Streptophyta, Magnoliopsida, Malpighiales, Linaceae. The record is from the annotation of a GenBank genome assembly.